Metopolophium dirhodum (rose-grain aphid) is the source of this 1467-nucleotide messenger RNA. RefSeq lists its product as uncharacterized. The record is from RefSeq and is a predicted model, not a curated record. NCBI's taxonomy places the organism in Eukaryota, Metazoa, Arthropoda, Insecta, Hemiptera, Aphididae. The transcript is spliced from 2 exons. The coding region runs from base 572 to 1144 and encodes 190 amino acids.
GUCACGUGGUAGCCAAAAUUUUAUCCGUCACCAGGAAAUCGACUCAGCAGUCGCCUCCUCUAUCUAUACGUGUACAGAUUAUUACUGGUUUAAUGGUAUCGUGUGGCCAUUCCGGUGUGCGCUAAAAGAAGAAAAAUAUAUUGCAUGAAAUUAUAUUUGCGACUUGCGUCAAAAGCUGAAAUGUUCACACAAUAUCACAAUAUCACAAUACAAUACGUACGUACUCGUUGACCGGUUGACAUUUUUUACUCGGCAAACAAAAACUCUUCUCACUUCUCAGUCACUAGUUUCUCACGAUAAGUGACUUUGAGGACUUACUUUAUUGUAUUUCAAACAUUUCAAGUCAACUGCCGUAGUCUUUACCUUUAAAGAACACAUUGAGAAAACAACGAAGAAGCUACAUUCGCGCAUCAACAUAAUACAGAAACUUGCCGGCACGGACUGGGGAGCAGAUGGCAGGACUCUAAGAACAGCUACGUUGGCCCUAGUUUACAGUACCGCAGAAUACGGAGCUCAAGUCUGGUGUAACAGUACACAUACGAAAAAAAUAGACACACAACUCAACAGCGCAAUGAGAAUAGUUGAUGGAAAAGUAAAAAGCACACCGACACAAUGGUUACCAGUCUUAACUAAUAUUCUGCCACCAACAUUACGCAGGAAGGAGGCACUGCUUAGAACAACAACCAAAGCUGAUAAGACGAAAAAGUCCCUGUUAUACCAAAUGCUGAUAAAUACACCUAACCUCAGGCUAAAAUCAAGAAAGCCCCCGUGGAGCACAGCUAAGGAGUUAGCACUAUCAAACUUUGAGGGUACAAAAGAAUGGUGCGAAAACUGGACAUCAACUGAUGUAAAAAAUAGUGGUCUAGUGUCAGACCCUAAUAAAGGUGUAGAAGGCAUGGAUUUAACACGAGAUGUAUGGUCCGUACUUAACAGAAUUCGAACUGGUCACGGCCGGUGCGGCUCCAUGAUGUCCAAAUGGGGUCUUAAGGACAGCCCUACGUAUGAUUGCGGUCACAAUAACCAAACAAUACACCAUAUUGUGGAAGAUUGCCUGAAAAGGAGGUUCAACCGGGGCAUUGAGGGAAUUCAUGCGGCAAAUAAUGAAGCAUUAGAAUGGAUUCGAGAACUAGACAUUGCCUUAUGACUAUGGAUUUUAUCUGUAAACAAUGACCAUGUGCCCCUACUAUCAUUACUUAUUUAUUUAACUAUUUACAUUUUUAACUGUAGUUAUUUUAUUUUUAUUUUAUACUCAUGUUUUGAUUUAUAUUCAAUAUAUAUUGUGGCCUUAACUGUGUUGAUUUGUAUACCAGUCAUACGAAAUAAAUAAAAUAACAUAAUGUAUUGCUCUUUAAUUUUUUAAUUUGUAAUAAAUUGUUUAAUUUAGAUACUAUUUUAACUAUUAAUUAUGGAGGUAGCUAGCUAAUAACUGUAUAUCUACACUGAUAUUUUCUAUAAUCUUAUAUGCCA